Molecule: messenger RNA, 4076 nt
Organism: Tetranychus urticae (two-spotted spider mite)
Lineage: Eukaryota; Metazoa; Arthropoda; Arachnida; Trombidiformes; Tetranychidae
Source: RefSeq, a predicted model, not a curated record
UGUGAUUCAAUGAACAAAUCAUUAAAUUAGUUCCUGAUUAUACUUUUUCCGCAUUCAGUUGGUCAAAUGAAGCGGACUUCAAGCAACAUUAAAAUUAAAAAUGCGAAUUUUGGCUAUUUUAUUGUCAACGCUAUUCAUUUUUAUAAUCAGAGGUGAAGUCAGCCAUGCCAUUAAUGUAAAAUUGGAUGACAGAUUGCAACUUGUCGGAAAUCAAAAUGGAAAAAUAAUAGUUGGGUUUAAGCCAGAAGCUGAACAUCGAACUCAACCUAAACCGUUUCAAUGGCAACAACUUUUUGGUUUAGUACCACAAGCAAGUCAUACACAAACACACAAAUCAUCAUUGAAACCAGAACCUGAUCCAACACCAACACCUAAUGGAAUGCGAGUGAAUGGAAAUGAUAAAACCCCAUUGAUAGAAAACGGUGGACCAACAGUAACUGGAACUGCUGCAUUGCCACAGUCUGUAACUGAUGUAGCGCCAGUGAUUGGACCUGUGAUUGAACCAACGGUUCCUGUAACUAAUGUAAUGCCAAUACCUACAGUUGAUAUAUCACCAGUGGCUGAACCUGUGAUACAACCAACGGUGCAAGCAACUAACGUGAUGCCAACGCCUAAAACUGAUGUAAUUGGAACUGUGAUUCAAACACCAGUUAAAGGAUCAAAUCGAGCUCCAAUGACAGGAAACGGUCGACCAACAACGCCUGAAAAUGAUGUAUCGCCAUUGGUUGGACCUGUCAUUCAACCAACAGUAACUGGAACUGCUGCAUUGCCACAGCCUGUAGCUGAUGUAGCGCCAGUGAUUGGACCUGCGAUUCAAACACCAGUUCAAGUAACUAAUCAAACUCCGAUGACAGGAAAUGGUCGACCAACAACUCCUUUAACUGAUACCUUGCCGGCAAGUGGACCUGUGAUUAAACCAACAGUGGCUGGAACUGCUGAAUUGCCACAGCCUGUAGCUGAUGUGUCAGCAGUGAUCAGACCUGAGGUUCAACCAACGUUACAAGGAACUAACGUGAUACCAAUGCCUAAAACUGAUGUAUCGCAAGUUAUUGGAGCUGUGAUUCAAACACCAGUUAAAGGAUCAGAUCGAGCUCCAAUGAUAGGAAAUGGUCGACCAACAACGCCUAAAACUGAUUCCUUGCCGGCAAGUGGACCUGUGAUCCCACCAACUAAUGUAAUGCCAAUACCUGCAGCUGAUAUAUCACCAGUGGCUGAACCUGUGAUACAACCAACGGUGCAAGCAACUAAUGUAAUGCCAAUGCCUGAAACUGGUGUACCGCAAGUGAUUGGAGCUCCAGUGGUUGAACCUGUGAUCCAACCAACAGUACUUGAAACUAAUGUAAUGCCAAUACCUGCAGCUGAUGUAUCACCAGUGGCUGGACCUGUAAUUCCACCAACGGUGCAAGGAUCUAACGUGAUGCCAUUGCCUGAAGCUGUGAUUCAAACACCGGUUCAAGUAACUGAUCGCACCCCAAAUGCUGAUCGAAUGCUUAUGACUGGAAAUGAUCAAACACUAACGAUGGGAAAUAGUCGUCCAUUAAUGAUUGGAAAUGAUCGGCCAACAAAGGCUGGAACUGAUGUAUCGUCAGUGAUUGGACCGCUGAUUCAAACACCAGUUCAAGAAAAUGUUCUAACACCAAUAAUGAAAAACGGUGAACCAACAAUGAGUGGAACUGAUGGAAACGGAAUUAGACCCGUUCUUCCAUCAACGAUACUUGGAACUAAUUCAAUGCCAAUGACUGAACCUGUGAUUCAACCAACGAUUCCUAUAACUAAUGGAAUGCUCCCACCUGUAAUUGAGGUAUCGCCAGUGAGAGGACCUGUGAUUCAACCAACUGUUCAAGGAACUGAUCGAACUCCAAUGACAGGAAACUUUCGACCAACAAUGCCUGGAACUGUUGAAUUGCCAAGACUUGAAUCUGUAAUUCAACCAACAGUACCUGUAACUAAUAUAUUACCUGGAAAUAAUCGGCCAAUAAUGCCUGAAACUGGUGGAAUGACAAUGGGUGGGCUUGCGUUACAACCUCAACCUCGGUCCCGAUUGUCGCAACUUCUUAGGCUGCAACAAGUUCUUAGGUUACAACAACAGUUACAACCAAAACCAGAACCUAAGCUCCAACUUUUGCCUGGAGCUGAUGAAAUACAAAUGCCAGGACCUGUAAUUCAAACACCGGUUCAAGUAACUGAUCGAAACCCAAUGUUUGGGGCUGAUCGAAUGCUUAUUACUGGCAAAGAUCGACCAAUGACUGGAACUGUUGAAUCGCCAGUGAUUGGACCUGUAAUUCAACCUGUAACUAAUGUAAUGACAAUACCUGCAAAUGAUCGGCCAAUAAUGCCUGAAACUGAAGCAAUGACAAUAGGUGGACUUUCGUCGCAACCACAGCCUCAGUCCCGAUUACAGCAACUUCUUGAGUUACAACAACUGUUACAAGCAAAACAAGAACCUAGCCUUCAACUUUUGCCUGAGCCUGUAAUUCAACCAACAGUACCAGUUGCUAAUGUAAUGCCACAGCCUGCAGCUGAUAUAUCGCCAGUGAUUGGACCUGUGAUCCAACCAACAGUACCUGUAACUAAUAUAAUACCUGGCAAUGAUCUUUCAAUAAUGCCUAAUACUGAGGGAAUGACAAUGAAUGAACUUUCGUUGCAACCUCAACCUCAGUCCCGAUUACAGCAACUUCUUGAGUUACAACAACUGUUACAACCGAAACCAGAACCUAGCCUUCAACUUUUACCUGAACCAGCAAUUCAACCAACAGUACCUGUAACUAACCUAAUACCUGGAAAUGAUCGUCCAAUAAUGCCUAAUACUGAGGGAAUGACAAUGGGUGGACUUUCGUUGCAACCUCAACCUCUGUCCCGAUUACAGCAACUUCUUGGGUUACAACAACUGUUACAACCAAAAUCAGAACCUAAGCUUCAACUUUUGCCUGAACCUGUAAUACAACCAACACCACCGAUAGCUAAUGUAAUGCCACAGCCAGCAGCUGAUAUAUCGCCAGUGAUUGGUCCUGUGAUCCAACCAACAGUUCCUGUAACUAAUGUAAUGCCAAAAACGGGAAAUGAUGGAAUGACAAUGAAUCGACUUGCGUUGCAACCUCAACCUCGGUCCCGAUUACAGCAACUUCUUGGGUUACAACAACUGUUACAACCAAAAUCAGAACCUAAGCUUCAACUUUUGCCUGAACCUGUAAUACAACCAACACCACCGAUAGCUAAUGUAAUGCCACAGCCAGCAGCUGAUAUAUCGCCAGUGAUUGGUCCUGUGAUCCAACCAACAGUUCCUGUAACUAAUGUAAUGCCAAAAACGGGAAAUGAUGGAAUGACAAUGAAUCGACUUGCGUUGCAACCUCAACCUCGGUCCCGAUUACAGCAACUUCUUGGGCUACAACAAAUUCUUAGGUUACAACAACAGUUACAACCAAAACCAGAACCUAAGCUUCAACUUUCACCUGCAGUCCUGCUUUCCUCUAUACUUAAAUCUGCAUCUCAAUCUGAAUCUAAUGCCGUUUCUCAACCAAAAUCUAGUCUGAAUCUACAGUCAAUAAUUAAGCCCCAGUUUUCUUUAGGACCUAAAUUUCCUGUGUCAAUGCAACCAAAAAUAAAUGAUAACGCCAAUUUUGGAAUAAAUCCUAUUCAAACUUCCAUGGUUAACCCCCUUCUUCCUACGGUUUUGCAAGUUCUUAAACAAUUAUCACAAUUAAUUUGUAACGGAGUCGGCAGAAAUGAAAUAUUGAGUGGGAACAGUGCUCUAAAUGGCGGUUUAAGUGUGCUGUGUGAUGAAAAUCUUUGGUCCGCACCAGCAUUCACUAGUCAAGCAAAUCGCGUCAUUAGUCUUCUUCAAAACCGAUUACCCAAAUUUGGAGUAAAAAUUUAACAGAAAAUUCUGACAAUAUUAAUAAAUAAAGUGAAUAAUAAAGAGUUAACUGCAAACGAUAAAAAUAAACAUUAAACAAAAUUUAAAAUUAUGAAAAUGAACUGUUCAGUAAGAAAGCUAUUUGUUAAUACUGGAAUUUUGGAUAACCAGUGUAAUAUUUACUUUUACAAUAAUCAUUCAAAGUAAACAUUUCAAAGCUUGA